Molecule: messenger RNA, 1382 nt
Organism: Daphnia carinata
Lineage: Eukaryota; Metazoa; Arthropoda; Branchiopoda; Diplostraca; Daphniidae
Gene: Csp
Product: dnaJ homolog subfamily C member 5-like
Exons: 8
Coding region: 231-983 (250 amino acids)
Biological process (GO): regulation of neuromuscular synaptic transmission
Cellular component (GO): type Is terminal bouton
Source: RefSeq, a predicted model, not a curated record
ACCGCGAUUCUAGUCUGCGCAUUGAUCCGAUUGCAGCUAGAAGCUUGAAUGAAUGCCGAUUCUCUUCUUGUCAAAAGCUUAAGUGUGUAAUAUCAACGGCAUUUAAUUGUAUUGAAUUUUUUAGUUUAAAUAAUUUUCGGCAAGGAUCUGUUUAGUUUCUGACACGUCCUCUGAUUUAAGGGCGUGCUUGUGUUGGUGACAAAUAACGAAAAAAAAAAGGAAAAAAUAUCAUGGAAAAACGCCGCUAUUCGACUACGGGUGACUCAUUGUAUAUAUGUAUGGGUCUAACCAAGCAAGCUACAAGCGAUGACAUCAAGAAAGCAUACAGGAAGUUGGCUUUGAAAUAUCAUCCAGAUAAAAAUCCAAGUCCAGAAGCAGCAGAAAAAUUCAAAGAGAUCAAUCAUGCAAAUUCAAUACUGAGUGACUCAACCAAAAGAAACAUUUACGAUAAUUAUGGAUCACUUGGUCUGUACAUUGCUGAACAAUUUGGAGAGGAAAAUGUCAACACCUACUUCCUAGUCACAUCAGGGUGGUGCAAAGCUCUGUUCAUUGGAUGUGGAAUUAUUACUGGCUGCUACUUCUGCUGCUGCUGCUGCUGUUGUUUCAACUUCUGCUGUGGCAAGUGUCGCCCAAAGGCCCCUGAUGAGACAGGAGAUUACCAUAACUUUCAGUUGAUUCAAUAUACUACACAGGAUGGACAGCAAGAAGGUGCUGCUGCUAGUCAGCAGCCAAUUGUAGUUGAACAGCCGAGGAGCUUCACAAAGAAUGACGAUAGCAGCGAUGAAGAGGAAGCAGAAGAAGUCAAAAAGGCGCAGAGAGAUGCGAUAUCUGUUCAACCUGAACCAAGGAAUGUCAGUGAAACAACUAGCCUUAAUUCAUCGGACAAGCCCCCGGUUUACACCGCAGCAAUACCGCAGGGUGGAACACCACAACACGGUUCAACAGGAAGGGCUGCCAUACCUCUUCAAAGCCAUGAGCCAUGAAUCGCAAUUGGUGAUUCUAAAGGAUAAAGUCGUAAUCUUUUUCGAAUAUUUUUAAUUAUUAGCUUCACUACCCCUACAUUUGAUUGACGGGGAAAAUAUCUAGAUUGUCCGUUUAUUUCCUUUCAUAAAAUUUGAAAAACGGUUCAUUUUCUGGAAUCAGUUUGGUAUUAAUUUUUCAGUGUGCAUUUUUCAGUAGCCGAAAGAGUAAAAACGGCCGUCAUUUUUCUCUUGGCUUCGAAUUUUUGAUUAAUGUAUUUUCCGUCUUUUAGCAGACAUUUUCCUUUGUCUCUUUGGUAACUGACAUUAUUGAUGAUUACUUGUUGUAUUUCUUUCAAUUUUUCAGUUUUGUACAAUUAUUCGCCUAAUGGUAUACAAAUAUAGUUCUGUAUGUAUGUGGUA